GAACACAUUUCGAGCACUUUAGCAUAAUCACAAUUUUUAAUCUUUCGCCAAAAUGUCUCCUAGCUCGACACUAGAGACGGCAGUCAAGUCUGAAACUAGGCUCACAUUUGGUAUCGAGCUCGAAUACCUUCUGGCUACUGUUCAUCCCUUUCAUCCUGCUCCCCAUCCAAAGGACCCACGUGAGAAAGAUGGAAAGAAAUUAGCUACCAUCGAAAAAGCUAAUUAUGAAAUAGGCAAAAAACUUGAAGCUAACGGGAUAUCAGUAGCUACCACUUUGAGGAGUAACGCGAGUAUAUCGCCGAGCGAUGAAGAAUUAAGAACUAAAUGGCACCUUAAAUCUGACUCGAGUGUCGCCCCAAGAGUGCGAAUCCACCCAGAUUACAGAGAAUUUGGUAUGGAAAUAUCAUCUCCACCUUACUAUUACGACCAGGCUUCACGAGAACUUAUUCCGGUAGUUUUGAGGACAUUAAGAGAUAACUAUUUAGUUAGAGUUAAUGAUAGUGCAGGCUUCCACGUUCACGUUGGCAACGAGUAUGAUGGAUUCUCAUUCCCAGUAUUUCGUAACCUAGUUGCAAUUUUGUAUACUUAUGAACGGCAGAUUCGGCUGAUGGUCUCUGCCGACCGGGUGCAGACUUCACAGAUACAUUGCCGACCAUUUUCCAGGAGCAAUUUUGGCAAUAGUGUCCCAGAUAUCACACGUCUCGAAUUCCUCAACCACAUUCUUUCGUACCAAAAUCAAGACAACUGGGGUCAACUUUGGACUGAUAUGACCACAAACCCUGGAGGGCGACUCGCAUUCAAUUUGGCCAACUUGAAACUCCCGUACGAAACUGAAAACCGUACCAUCGAAUUCCGUCUCCAUCCAGGAACUCUAGAUCCCGAGGCCAUUUUCCAUUGGGUCCACUUCUGCAUCAAAGUAACCGAGAAAGCAUGUCUUAUCAAGAACGAAAACGAACUUUACCUGCACCUCAGACGCGAUGUCGAAAAGCCAAUUGGAACUGGUGAAGAGGACUGCAGUACCGUCGAUUUUCUCAUGUGGCUAGAUUGUCCGGAUCAGGCGUAUUAUUAUGGUGCUCCUCUAAUAUCGGAUCCGCAGGGCCUCAAAGACCGCAUACAAGAAGAUGAUCGUAUGGAACAGGUGGAACGUGUUGUGGCGGCGCAGAAAAGGAAAAAGUGGGAAGAGAGAAGGAGACGUGCGCAGCAUGCGCGCGAUUUUCCUGAUGAUGAUUUUGAGUUUUCUGAGGGAGAGUCUGCUUAGAAUUAUGGUGGUUUGAGUGAUGCGAUAGGAAGUUUGUCGUCUCAGCGCUGCUGAUUUGGGGGAACUCUGAGAAUUGGGGAAAUUGAUUGUUUGAUGAGAUUUCUCACGAUUGGGUGUUGGUAGGUGAAUCUUCGCCCUUUUUCUUUCCUGUUUGACUGCUGGUUUGCAGUGAGUAAGUUCUGUGGGUAAGUCCUGAUAGAAUCAAAGGUAAGUCAAAGGUUUUUUUUUCACUUCUAAAUGCUUCGUCCGCGAAGCACA
Molecule: messenger RNA, 1516 nt
Organism: Botrytis cinerea B05.10
Lineage: Eukaryota; Fungi; Ascomycota; Leotiomycetes; Helotiales; Sclerotiniaceae
Exons: 1
Coding region: 53-1258 (401 amino acids)
Molecular function (GO): catalytic activity
Source: RefSeq, a predicted model, not a curated record